UAACAUCGAGCGUGGGUAUCUGUGUCUCUCGCACAUUGCCAACGGCACGGGUUCACAUUCAGGAUUAUUCUGGUUUAUUAUGCUGAAAAAGUUGUGCCCUAGUGUUGUGAAAAUCUGCAACUGUAAAUAUAGUUGAAGGUUAAGUUCACUCAUUUUGCGAAAGUUUGUUCGUUAUUUUUCCUAAUAAUGCACUUGAAAAAGGUUUGUUUACAAGCAGAUGUGUACAUGGUUUGCUUACAGCAUGCACUGUCCACUGAAAAUUUUGAAGUGAUGGGCCUUCUUAUUGGUGAUAAUGCAGAGGGUGUUACUACCAUAUCUGCUGCGAUAAUUUUAAGACGAUCAGACAAAAAAAAAGACAGAGUAGAAAUAUCUCCAGAUCAGCUGCUGAAAGCUACAAAUGAAGCUGAACGUUUGACAGAGGAGCUCCACAAAAGAGUGAGGGUUGUUGGAUGGUACCACUCGCAUCCACACAUCACAGUUUGUCCAUCCCACGUUGAUGUCGGGACGCAAGCAAUGUAUCAGAUUAUGGACUCGAGUUUUGUUGGCCUGAUAUUUUCAGUAUUCUCAGAAGACAAAGGCUCAAAGGAACAAGAAGUAUCGUUAACUUGUUUUCAAUCAGACGAUGGGAAAUCUAAAGAAAUACCUUUAGUUAUUAAACCUACAAAAGAUAUAUCGACCAAUUGUUUAAAGACUAUGACUGAGUUACCUAAAAUUUUGGCACAAGAGGAAGAAGAGAUGGCUGAAGGCACUAGAAACCAUCCCGACCUUCUUGUUUCUAUACACAAUAAUGCAGUGCAAACUCGAGCACUCGGCCAUGUUACCGAUAUUAUCACCAGGCCAUUAGUACAAACGUUUUACGGAAGGUAUGAGUCUAAUUUAACAAAAAUAGAUUAUCUUCAUAAGCAAAUUCAGCAUUUGGAAAGAGAAUUGCAAAAUCAGUAAAAGUUAAAAUUAAACGCGAGUUCGACGUUAAUUACUUAAUGCUGCACAUGUUUGUAAGCAGUAUCUGUAAAUUUGGGAAUACAAACAUAAAUUUAUAAUUUUAGACGUAAGAAAUAAAUACUUAUUA
Copidosoma floridanum is the source of this 1069-nucleotide messenger RNA. RefSeq names its product lys-63-specific deubiquitinase BRCC36. Gene Ontology annotation, biological process: protein K63-linked deubiquitination; DNA repair. NCBI's taxonomy places the organism in Eukaryota, Metazoa, Arthropoda, Insecta, Hymenoptera, Encyrtidae. The record is from RefSeq and is a predicted model, not a curated record. Gene Ontology annotation, molecular function: metallopeptidase activity; protein binding; cysteine-type deubiquitinase activity. Gene Ontology annotation, cellular component: BRCA1-A complex; BRISC complex.